GCGGCGCUCCGGGAGGUUCGGCCGCCGCCAUUUUGUUAGCGGAGGGCUGCCGGGGCGCGCGGAAGUGGCGGUCGGCGAGGCGGGAAGGGACGGGGCUCGCUCGGCUCCUCCCCCGCCGGGGCGGAGAGGCGGGGACUGAGCGCGGCCGGGCCGGGCCGGUGGGGGUGGGGGAGGGGGAAGGGCGGGCGGCGGCGGCGGCGGGGCCGAGCCAAGCGCGGCCCGGCCCGUCCCGGCCCGGCGAUGUCGGCGUUCUCGGAGGCGGCGCUGGAGCGGAAGCUGUCGGAACUGAGCAACUCGCAGCAGAGCGUGCAGACCCUGAGCCUGUGGCUCAUCCACCACCGCAAGCACUCGGCGCUCAUCGUCAGCGUGUGGGAACGGGAGCUGCGAAAAGCAAAACCAAAUAGGAAGCUGACAUUCCUGUACUUGGCCAAUGAUGUCAUACAGAACAGCAAAAGGAAAGGACCAGAAUUCACGAAAGACUUUGCUCCAGUAAUAGUGGAGGCUUUUAAGCAUGUUUCAAGUGAGUCUGAUGAGAGUUGUAAGAAACACCUUGGCCGAGUGCUCUCUAUCUGGGAAGAAAGGUCUGUUUAUGAAAAUGAUGUAUUAGAACAACUUAGGCAAGCUUUAUAUGGAGACAGAAAGGUGAGGAAGCGCACAUAUGAACAGAUAAAAGUUGAUGAAAAUAGCUGUUCACCCCGAAGUUCUCCCACUGACCCUCCACAGACCACAGAUCUCAUUAGAGCAUUACAAGAACUAGAAAAUGCUGCCUCUGGGGAUGCAGCAGUUCAUCAGAGAAUAGCUUCUUUGCCUAUAGAGGUCCAAGAUGUGUCCCUGUUAGACAGAAUAACAGAUAAGGAAUCUGGAGAGCAACUUUCCAAAAUGGUAGAUGAUGCAUGUAUGUUGCUGGCGGAUUACAAUGGCAGGUUGGCAGCUGAAAUAGAUGAUAGAAAACAGCUAACUCGAAUGUUGUCAGACUUUCUCCGAUGUCAAAAAGAAUUCCUUGCAGAGAAAGAGCAUAAGCUGGAAGAGUACAAACGCAAGCUAGCCAGAGUGUCCCAAGUACGGAAAGAGCUCAGGUCACGCAUCCAGAACCUGCCUGAUCUCUCUCGACUUCCCAACGUCACAGGCAGCCACGUACACCUACCGUUUGCAGGAGACAUCUACAGCGAUGAUUGAUUACAAGAACAUCCUUCCAUAACCUCUACUUUUCUGUGAAAUGAGGGGUAGGUCAGACUGAUUGGUACUCUUGUAGUAUUAUUUUUGUAUAUUGUUGGAGAGUGUCCGUAAAAAUACUCUAAUAAUUUAUAAAAAAAAUGGUUUAAAAAGUUGAUUUGUUUACUAUUUUAUUGGCGAGUGAACAUAAGGGUACAUUUAUAAAAGUGGCAUCUGUGUCUAUUACAUUGAAGAAUGGAUAAUUAUCUUAUCUUUUGUAAAGAUUUUAGUUGGGUGCCCUGUAAAAAAACAUGCUAAGAUUUUUCUUAUGUACCCUAUAUUUAAUGUAGAUCAACAUAUAAUCAACACAUACUUCUAACUUGAGACAUUUCAGUUGCUAGUGAAGGAGUGAAAUGUGGAAAUCACAAGCUUAUGUUUGCAAGAAGGUUGAUGCAAUUUAAUGCAAAGUUAAAAGUGAUUGUACUACAUUUAAAUUACCCACUCCCUAAACAAAUCAUGUGCGGUUUUUUGAAGUAAAUGUUAGUAACCAAUUUUGUAUUGAAAAACAUUGAUCAUGUUACGCCGAGCAGAGCUUUAAUUGACUCAAAAUAUUGCAAUAUUUUAGUGUCUUUUAAAAGUCAGCACAAGAAACUGUAGAAUUGACCAGUUUAAUUAUGUUUCAAAUUGUAACUUUCCUUUACAGCUGCUUAGUUUUUAAAUUGAAGGGCCAUUCACUUGUACUCUAAUCCCUUUCUGGAACAUCCGUCUCCAUCUAAAAAGGUUAAUCCCAGAAAUGUGAAGCCAUUUUACAGCUUUAAUUAAAUUGAAAGGUCAUUCUCUAAACUGUUCCAAUUGUUAAAUGCCCAUUAUUAAAAUCCGACAAUGCUACAUACCAUCCAUACGUGCAGCAACACGAUGAUGCAGCCGUGCUGUACAUCCUCUUCCACUGGGAAACCCUGGAGGCCAGCGUGGGCUUCCAGCCCCCCACAUCCACCCACUCCAGCAAACGUUUCUAGAUCUUGAUCGUCUUGUCUCACGGGACAGGAGGAGACAGGUCAGGCCUCUGUAUAAGUCAGAGAGUGGAAAAUUAUUGCUGAGUGUCUGCUUUUAAAAAAAGUCCUUUGCACGGCACAAAUAUGGUCUUUGCCUACAGGUCGCUGAAUUUGUGAAAAGUCUUUGUUGCCAUGCUAUGCACUAGCUUUUAAGUUCACUUAAAAUGUUAAAGAUGCAGACAGGCAUCUAGCAGAUUGGCAGAAAGUUUAAGCUUUCCAGUCAAUCGGGCGUAGACACGUAAUUGUUGAGGAGUGAUUUAAAAAAUGCCUACCUGUAGGUUGGAAAUUUAGAUGACCUUAAAAACGUGGGCUGCAAAUGUUUGAGGUGGAUGUAUCAUUAGAGUAUUUAAUGAUUGUAUUCCCUUCGUGGGUUCACACUUGUCAGGCAUCGUUUUGCAUCAGUUAAGUUCAUAGUUUACAAGUUUAAUACUCCUCACACCAAAGCGAUUUUUUUUAGAAAAAUGUAGCCCUCCUUUUCAAAAAACACAACAAUUCAACAAUUUCACUCCAGGACUAUUUUGAAGAUAGUGACCUGUCGCUUGUUACUGACUUGUACGGGGCUAACGGCUAGAAUACUUGUUGGAUGUGAAUGGAGAAUAAUCUUUCUCUUUCAAAUAGAUAUCCUUGGACAUAAGCACCUCAGUCCGAUUAUCUUUUCUCAAGUUGCCAUGAAUUAGACCUCAGUUAAGUAGGGAAAAAACCCUAAAAGUUGAUAAUACAAGCUGUUGACAUAGCACUCCGUAGCAUGCAAUGUAGAAUACUAAUUUCAUUGAAAACUCUGACUGACAGAUAAGAAAGCUGAAAAGAGUUCAUCAGAGCUCGCUAGCUACCCAAAGAUUUGUAAGUUUUGAGUGGCAGUUUUCUACUCCAUAGGAAAAAAAACAGCUAACUAUAGUGAUUCCAGAGGAGUGUUUCUUUAGUUUAAGUCUAAUAUACAAAAUUAAAUAACACUUACUGGCAUCUUUUCAGUAUAGAUUCUUGAUAAGAAAAUGAAUGUUCAGGUACAAUUUUAAUAUUUUAAAUAUUUCUGUUCUAGAAUGCUAAACUCAGCUCAUAAACUCUUAUAUACACGUAUGUGCAUUACAGUUGCAGUUAAAGCUCAGUCUUUCUAAGGAAGAGCACCAAAUUUGUGAUAAAUAUUAAAACAGUUUAAUCUAUUAAGAAUUAUAAACCAAGAAGGAUAAGUAGGGAGCUCAUGGUUGAAUCACAUCCAUGGAAAGCUUAAUUUGUACCCAGAGGUGAACGUAAGUACAGCGGCAUGGCUUGUUUAGAGUGCACUGAAGGAUCGAAGUCUUGGAUAAUCAAAACCGUAGGGAAUUAAGAUUAACCAGUCUUUCGCUACCUUAAUUAAAAAUAAUUAUAAUAAAGUUGAAUGCUGAAUUUCCUUGAUCUCUCAAGAGUAUUAAAGAAGACACGACACUUCACUAGAAUUGUUUUUCCUAUUCCUAACUCUCAGUGAUUAUGUUUCUUAUCUACCAAUAAUGUAGGACUGAUUAAAGAAUGAGGAAAAGGUCUCAAUUUCUUCUUGAUAUAUAUAUAUAUGUUUUAAUUUUGAGAGAGUGCUAUUUUCUGGAUAUAUUUCUUUCUUUAUUUUAUUGUGAAAUUGUUUACUUCAAGGAAUAUUUCAUAGCUGGGUUCUUGGAAAUGAUCCCUCAACAUUUGUUUGGAGAAGAGGGCUUGUGGAAGGUAAAGGUCACUCUUAUAGCAAGUGUCAUUUAUGAGUGGCUGAAUGGUACGUUGUUUUUUAUUUAUAUAGGAAAGGCAUCAGGUAUCAACUAGUUAGAAGAUUUGUAUUGUAACUGUAAUAGUAUAGCAGGAGAUAACAUGGUAUGAAACAAAUGCAGCCCUGUAGUAUCAAAAAAUACCUCCAAAUUCUCAGGUUCCAAAACUUAGCGUACAUACUUCUGACAUCUCAGGAAGAAAAGAGGCUGGGUGGGGACAGGAAGGGUGCUUAGGAGCCGAAAGGGAGAGCAUGCCUGGGUGGACGUGAAGAGCAAAACAAACGUCAACUUUUGUCGAAGCAGAAGUUGCACUGUGCAGCUGGGCAGCACCGUGUUGUAGCUGUGGACGGGGUUAUACGGUAGAACGGCUGCGGGGUGUUACCACCCUGGGAAAGAAAAUGUGGGGGGGUACCCUGCCCAUCUCUUCUAACACGGCCUGGCUCUGCUCAAACCAGAACGCCCGCCCUACAAAAGGCACAAUUAUAAAAUAUCUGAACAUUUUUCAUCUAAUAAUGAAAGCAUAAUAAUUGCAUUGUUUGCUUCACCAUACCGCACUUUUAUUGAGCGUUCUCUGAAAAAAAAAAGCAGAUUCCUGCAGCUCUCUGCCAUAUGAGAAUGCUUACCUUGGAGGUCACUGGGACUGCCUGGAUAUUCUAUCGUUCGCGCGCUCAGUCUGUGUUUUUGCGGAAUGUUUUGAAAGAUAUCAGGAAUAUUACCCCACUCCUGUGGUUUUAAAAAUGAAUGUGAAGUCCUUAGUUACAAAAAUUACCAUUCUUACAAAUUGUGUUUCAUUCCUUCUUUUGAAGAUUAACUACAGCCUGCAGUAACAUUAGCCUGUUUUACUCCAUUAAUGUUUGUAUUAAUAUAUUAAACACCUCCAUUAACCCCUAGCAACACCAACCAAGCUACGUGCUUAUUACAUAUUUUACCUGAGUAGUCUUCUGAAUGUCGGACUGAGCUUUCAUUAUGAUAAAAUUACAUUCCUGGUUACCUGAAGUUUAACAAGACAGUGCGUUAGGACUUCCAUAGUCUCAUACUGCUCUUACGAGUCAGUGGUAACUCAGUUUGGUGCUUCAGUGCUGACCCAAAAUGCAGUAGCCCCCUGUGCAAAUGACCACGGACGACAUGGCAAUCAUAUGUAGGCUUGAUUGGCCCUCUGGCAGAAGAGCUGGAUUUCAACCUUUGGAAACAUAAGCCAACAGAUUUGUGGGUGUGGGUUUUUUUGGUGGAGAAAUUAGUGACCUAGAAAACCAGCACCUCUAAGAUUUCACAGUUACAUUUCUAAAUAGUUAGGGCCAGUUCUGCUCAUUACUCAUGCAUAUAAUCACAGUGACUAUUCCUGCAAGAAAGCAGACUCAAAUGUAGUGUCUGAAGUGGAAUUUUUUUAUUUAACGAAUGACCAAUUUUGUCUCCACUCCUAUUUCAGUGUGUCAUUUAUCUUGAUUAAGUAGUAAAUCUCUUCCAUCUUGUUAUUUAGGAAUCUAAUUCUGAUUUCAUCCUCACAAUAUUUAAAGUAUCCUACUAAGCAUGAUGUUCUUGUGGGAAUUUGCAGAAGUUCAAUAGCACUCGUUACUUGUUUGCAACAGAAAUAGACUCAUUUGUUAAAGCUAACAAGAAAAGUUUGAAAUGUUAAGAUGUUUCAUUAUUGUGCUUUUCUGACAGAACAUGUAAUCCUUGUGUAAUUUAUGUCCUCAGAAUAAUACCUGUAUGUACGCUCUUUCAUAUUUAAUAGAAUAAAACAUUGUUGUAAAAACA
Molecule: messenger RNA, 5680 nt
Organism: Tyto alba (common barn owl)
Lineage: Eukaryota; Metazoa; Chordata; Aves; Strigiformes; Tytonidae
Gene: RPRD1A
Product: regulation of nuclear pre-mRNA domain containing 1A
Exons: 7
Coding region: 241-1176 (311 amino acids)
Biological process (GO): mRNA 3'-end processing
Cellular component (GO): RNA polymerase II, holoenzyme
Molecular function (GO): RNA polymerase II C-terminal domain binding
Source: RefSeq, a predicted model, not a curated record